Prionailurus viverrinus (fishing cat) is the source of this 1653-nucleotide messenger RNA. RefSeq names its product cAMP-dependent protein kinase inhibitor gamma (gene PKIG). The transcript is spliced from 5 exons. Gene Ontology annotation, biological process: negative regulation of cAMP-dependent protein kinase activity. Gene Ontology annotation, cellular component: nucleus; cytoplasm. The coding region runs from base 774 to 1001 and encodes 75 amino acids. Gene Ontology annotation, molecular function: cAMP-dependent protein kinase inhibitor activity. Lineage: Eukaryota; Metazoa; Chordata; Mammalia; Carnivora; Felidae. The record is from RefSeq and is a predicted model, not a curated record.
AUUUCAUUUAGAGACUCUGAAAGAGGGAGGGAGAGAGAGAGAGAGCAAGAAAGAAUCCAGACUGCUCUGCCGGCCUGGUCUGCUAAUCUUGCUAACCCUCAGAAGGGAAGCAUUUUGAAUCCUGGUUUCUUAAAUCCUCCCCUCACUUGUGACUGAAGAGCCCUGGACUUUGGAGAAACUCUUCGCUCUUUCAGGUGCUGUUCUCCUGGGACCAGAGGAUGCUGGCCCAGCCACUUAAGGAAGAAGCUGGUGGCAGGUGUUACUUUCUGAGUGUGACAAGAAGCUGAGUUCACCCAAUUAACUCUGCUGAGUGUUUUCACAAGGGGCCAGAAGUGAUUCCUAAGUGGAGACAGACGUGGAAAAUCUAAAGUUCUUGGAAACAAGUCAUUAAUCAUGACCCAAGGCUGAGCUCACUACCUCCUGGAAAUCUUUCAGAAAUGCUUUAUGAAAACUUUGUGCACUGCUUCUUCAAAGAGUGGUUCCUUUGGAAGCUGCCGUCAGGUCUGAUGCUGAGUGAUUCUAAAUUGCAGAUUAAAAUGCAUCUGUCUUAUUAGAGGAAGCCAGCGUUUCCUAACUUUAUUUAGAAGACGUCUCUUUAAUCUUCCAAGAAAUUACUACUCUUCAACUUGGCUUUUCCGAAAUGAAUAAUGGACCUUCAGGUCACUAAAGAAAUGAAGAAUUUCCACACUGAUUAGUCAACAGUGGAAAAUCCGAAGAGAUGCAAGUAGGAAAAAGAAACUAAAACAGGCCUGAAGAGCGAUGCGACAGGCGUGAUGGAGGUCGAGUCCUCCUACUCGGACUUCAUCUCCUGUGACCGGACAGGCCGUCGGAACGCGGUCCCUGACAUCCAGGGGGACUCUGAGGCUGUGAGCGUGAGGAAGCUGGCUGGAGACAUGGGCGAGCUGACACUCGAGGGGGCAGAAGGACAGACAGAGGCGGGCACCCCAGACAAGGAAGCUAGCAAGCAGCCUGAGAGCAACGAUGGGACCACCUCGUCUUGAGUCUGACUUUGCCCAUGGAAGGUGGAAGAGAGACCUGCUGUCCCCACCUGGACAGGGAGCCCUGGCAUUGGCCUGGCAGCCCCUUCUGAGCCCCUGUACCAGGCAAGCCAGGCCAGAGUGAAAAGGCACCCCCGGAGGCCGCCGUGGCCCCUACCCUGGAAAAACCCUCCCCCUGCACCCUCAGGCUCCACUCGCCCACCACCUCCUCACCGUGCCCAGGCACACUCUCAAGACCCUGUAGCUGCGGGGCAUUAUUUAUUCAGCGGGCACCUGGGUGAGCAGCACCCCAAGAACACGCCUCCAUAGGUGGUCUGGGCGGCAACCACGGCCCAGCUCUGCCCCGCCUUCUCCAAGCCCAACCUUCUGGGUCAAGACCUUCGUAUCCCUUUUUUUAAAAAACACUUUUAAACUUUUUAAAAACUAUAAACCUCUUUUCAGCAGAGAGGAAGGGAGCUGACUUUUUUUUUUUUUUUUUUUUUUGGAAGGCAUUGUAAGCAGAACUGACCAUCUGUGCAGCUCCACGUCCCCUCGUGGAGCUUCACGGAUCCAUUUCUAGGAAAGGGGUUUUGUGCUCACAACUGAUCAACUCUUUGCCCUUUCUACCAACAUAAGUGGCACCUAGGACCCAAGAAAUAAAUGCUGAUGAUUUGUG